AGCUCUUCCUCUUCCCUCCUUCCUCUUCCUCUUCUCCUCUCUCUCUCUCUCUCUCUCUGUAACUUUUCCUUAUUCUCUCUCCGUAACUAUCUUCACAGCUGGGUUCCUUUUGCUUUACUUCAAAAUCAUAUCUGCAUAGAACUUCUCUGAAUUUAUUAUGUUAGUCGGUUUUCGUCCCCCCUCUGCUUGGUUUCCGGGAAAGGUGGAGAGAGCAAUGGAAAAUAUGAGUUUGAAUCUCUCUUUUGGGAUUCUGGAAGUAGCAAUGUCCCGGUGGAGUCAUUUGAGUGGGCCAAAUAGUUUUUUGGGUCCCAAUUUCGUGGAGUUUGGUCUAUCUGGAAUUCCAAAUUGUAUAUGCAGGAUUUGAUUUGAUUUGGUUUGAUUUUCUCGGCGAACAAAUAGAGUAUGAGAAAGUAAAUGAACAUUUUGGGAUUCUUAAAAAGAGAGAUUUAUUUACCCGUGGAGUCAUUGGAGUGGGAAAAAUAGUUUUUUCAGGCUCAAUUCGGCGGUGGUUGGUCUAUCAGGGAUUCUAAAUUCUGGAAAUCUGAUAUGCAGGAAUUUAUUAUCUUUGAUUUUCUUGGAAACCAAACAGUGUUGAGAAAUUGAAUGCUUAGUUGCAGUGGUUUUUGACUAUUGGAAUUCAGCUAACUGCCUGCUAAAUCUUUGUUUUUAAGAGAAAAGCAUAGGACUCAGUUGCCCCUGGGAUUCAUGCUGGGUUUUAAUGCAAACGAUCCAAUUUUACUUGGAAUAAAUGCGUUUUUUAUGCAUUUCAAGCUAACAGGUUGACUGAUUGUAGUGUCAGAUUAGAAGAAUGGCUAUUGCUGGCCUGCACAACGUUACUGUGCUCGACUCUUCUUUCCUUAGGGUAUCUCAUUCUCAAGCAUCAGGGCAGCAAGUUGAUGAAGGAAGAGUCAGUACCCAGGCAUCCUCGUUAUUGCAGAUGUGGCGGGAGCUUGAGGAUGAGCAUGUGGCAAGUCGCUUCCCGCAAGAAAGAGUUGUCUCACGAAGGAGUGAUAGGUUGAAUGCUGACCACCCAAAGGGUCAAGGUUCGGAUACUGAUAGUAAUGAACAUGGGGGUGGUUGGGAGGUCACAAGUCUGACUGAGAGUGAGUAUGGAGCAUGGUCUCAAAUUCAAAUUGGCUCACCAAAUGAAAAUAUUGAUUCAAGCAAUUUUAACUGUGAACAUUCUUCAGAUUUUGGGGAAGUUGAAAGGGAGAGGGUGAGACAGAUUUUUCGGGAAUGGAUGAACAGUGGUGUGAGGGAACAUCCGUCAAAUGUUUCUCAUAUUAACAACAGCCCAAGGGCAGAGUGGCUAGGUGAAACGGAGCAGGAGAGAGUGAGAAUCAUAAGGGAGUGGGUACAAAUGAAUAGCCGGCAGAGAGGUGCUUUUAGUGACAGUAGAGAAGAGCAAGCUGCUGAUAUCAGUACUCAGAUUGAGCAAAUUCGUGAUGGAUUGGUUGUUAAUCAGAUUGAAGGCCGGAAUGAGCAUAGCAGGAGGGGCAUUCGGAGAUUAUGUGGCAGACAAGCUUUGCUUGAUAUGAUAAAGAAGGCUGAGAGGGAAAGGCAAACUGAGCUUCAAGGCUUGUUGCAUUGUCGCGCUGUAUCACAGUUUGCUCACAGAAACCGUAUUCAGUCGUUACUUAGAGGUAGGUUUUUGCGAAAUGAUCAAUUGGUUGAGAAUGAGAGACCCGCUUCCCUGGCAGAAACUGAGCUAGGUUUGUUGAGGCAAAGACAUACUGUAUCUGGUCUGAGGGAAGAAAUUUGCUCCAGAUUGGACACUUCUGUAUGUGGUCAAGUAAGCUGCAGCCAAUCUGAUACCUUAUAUGACAAUGAAAUUAAUGGCAACAGAAACAAUCAAUCUCAAGCAAACAAUGCACAGGACGUUCUAGAUAAACCUAGUGAACAAUCUGAAAGUAAUUAUGAGGAGAGUAUUAUUAACCACAGGUUGCCAGAUAUUCAGAAUGAUUUAGAAGAUGGUGCUGUUGAAGGUAUUGGAUGGCAAGGAUCUAGUGCUUCUGAAGAACAGAUUUCAGAGAAUGAAGAAUUUUUUUAUAGGACAGAUGGGACUGAUGAAAGUUUGAAUGGAAACUCACAAGAAAACACUGCUAGUGAGUCCAUUGAGUUGGGAGAACAUAGUCAUAUGCAAGAAUCUGAUGCAGGAAUUAACAGACAAUCUGAUCCAGUUAUUGUGGAAAGUUUGACUCAUGGGUUGUCUGAUCAUGAUUCUAAUUUGGAUAUUAAUUGGCAAGAAUCUGCCGCACAGGCGGAGCUGUGGCCCGAACAAAAUAUGGAAACUGAGGAAAGAGAGACACAACAUUCAAAUGCUGAAUAUCAUGAAUGGAGGGAAGGAAUUAGAGAAGACAUGGAUGAAAACCUUUUGGGAAUUACUUUCAACUUCCAAGGGUUUGAGAAUGAAGAUAUAGAACAGGUUCAACUGCAAGAAGCCCCAGAAGUGUGGAACGAGGAUAAUGGUGUUCAAGGGGCUGUGCAACAUUGGUUAGAAGGGACUUCUGAUCGGGAAGCUGUUCCAGUUCGAGGGCUUGGUACAUUUUAUUUUCCUGAUGAUGAAAAUGUUUACAAUGUGGAACUGAGAGAACUGCUUAACAGGAGAAGAGUUUCCAAUCUUCUUCACAGCGGGUUCCGUGAGAGUCUUGACCAAGUGUUACAAUCAUACGUGGAAAGACGGGAAAGUAACGCUCCUAUUGACUGGGAAGUGCCUGGAACAUCAUCUUCUCAUGAAUCAGAAGAACCAGAUCUGGAGCAUCAGAGUCAGGAUCAGAAUGAAGGUCAGAGGGAUACUGUUGAGAGCCCACUUCCAUUACCUUCACGAGUAGUACCUUCUCGUCCACUCUACUAUCUGGAGUCGUACCAUGACAACUGGCCACAGCAUGACAUGCACCAGCGUUCAGGAAUUGAGUGGGAGAUUGUUAAUGAUUUACGGAUUGACAUGGCUAGGCUACAGCAGAGGAUGAAUAACAUGCAGAGGAUGAUGGAAUCCUGUAUGGAUAUGCAACUUGAGUUGCAACGCUCAAUACGACAAGAAGUUUCUGCUGCCCUGAAUCGCUCGUCUCCUAUAGAAGGAGGGUCAGGGGAUGGUCUUCAAAAACAUGAACCUCAAUGGGAUUGUGUGAGGAAAGGAAUCUGCUGUAUAUGUUGUGAUAGCAACAUUGAUUCUUUACUGUACAGAUGUGGACACAUGUGCACUUGUUCAAAAUGUGCACAUCAGAUGGUUCAAAGCAGUGGAAAAUGUCCAAUGUGUCGGGCACCGGUAGUUGAGGUGAUCCGUGCUUACUCUAUAUUAUGAUCGGAAGGGUCAUUAAGAAAGAAAAUUUGGAUUACACAAGUAUAAUUUCUCUUUUCAGUUGAUCCUGUACCCUCUCUCUCUCUCUCUCAACCCCAAACACCAAAAAAACCAAAACCUUUUUUUUUUUUUUUGUGUAAAUUAUUUCUCCUUUUUUUUUUUUUUUUUUUAUUUUUUGGCUGGGUUAUUGCCAUAUAAGUACGCAGUACCGUAUGUUGACCGUGAUAAAGUAAUUGGAGUGGAAAUUACAAUUCUACCGAGGAACCUUCGUGGAAGGUGUGAUAUUUGUCGUUGAUUGGUACAACAAAUUACUUUUAUCAUUUUUCUAGACAAUACCAUUUGAUUUGUUGUGUUCAAA
Messenger RNA from Carya illinoinensis, 3656 nucleotides. RefSeq lists its product as uncharacterized. The record is from RefSeq and is a predicted model, not a curated record. The coding region runs from base 809 to 3301 and encodes 830 amino acids. The transcript has 9 exons. Lineage: Eukaryota; Viridiplantae; Streptophyta; Magnoliopsida; Fagales; Juglandaceae.